This is a messenger RNA of Mollisia scopiformis, 2310 nucleotides long. Its product is annotated as acid protease. The transcript has 3 exons. NCBI's taxonomy places the organism in Eukaryota, Fungi, Ascomycota, Leotiomycetes, Helotiales, Mollisiaceae. The record is from RefSeq and is a predicted model, not a curated record. Bases 1 to 2310 code for a protein of 769 amino acids. Gene Ontology annotation, molecular function: aspartic-type endopeptidase activity. Gene Ontology annotation, biological process: proteolysis. Gene Ontology annotation, cellular component: fungal-type vacuole.
AUGCAUUUCUGGAGAGCAUUGUGGGUGGUAAUAUGGUUGCAUGUUCAAUGCUGUUAUGCGACCCCAAUCUCUUCAACCACUUCGACGGCCACGGUAGCAACAGCUACACCUCUUGUUGUACCACCAAGCCAACUCUGGGAUGGAAGUGACGGCCCAUGGUCUUCGUUUUAUAUCCGCGUCGGAUCUCCCCCUCAGUCACUUCGAGUCCUCGUCUCAACCUCAAGCAAUCAACCCUUGGUAGUUUUACCGGGAGCGUGUGAUUCCGACGACUCGAAUUGCGCAACCGAUCGAGGUGGUCUCUUUCAAAGAAAUGCUUCGACGACAUGGUCUCCGAACAAUUCUUCCACUGGGGGCUUGUAUGCUGUUGUUUUGGACUCGAAUGUUGGUUUGAUCCCUGAGGUCCAAUAUGGAAGCGAUACUCUUGCUCUCGGUUACCUAGGAAGUGGGGCACCGGCCCUCACCAGCCAACUUGUCGGUGGAAUUACAACAACCGAUCUGUACACAGGUAUCUUCGGUCUUAAUCCUUCGGCGACAAAUUUUUCCAGUAAUGCUCCCGAGGUAGCUAGUUACAUGUCAACCCUGAAAGCGGAGAAUCAAAUUCCCUCACUGUCAUAUGGAUAUAAUGCUGGGAAUGGCUAUCGCUUCAAUACUGCGUUUGCCAGCUUGACCCUUGGUGGCUACGAUAAAUCGCUCUUCGAUCCUAAUAAUCUCACAUUUGCAUUCUCUACUGAGAGCGAUUCAGAUUUGACAGUUAGUAUCAAAUCGAUCGCUCAAACAUCCUCAUCAGGAAAUGGUUCCCUUUCAUCCUCCUCGUUCUCGGCAUUCCUCGACACCACGACUCCAUAUUUAUGGCUUCCUGAUGAGGUCUGCGCUCAAUUCGAAGAAGCAUUUGGAAUCACAUAUGACAACACUUCCGGCCUCUAUCUCGUGAACGACACCUUACAUGACUCUCUCGUCUCCCAAAAUGCAAACAUCACAUUCACGCUCGGGAAUGCCACCAGCUCGGAGACCGUUGAUAUUGUCCUACCAUACGCAGCAUUCGACCUCACUGCCUCAUCUCCACUUGUCGAAACACCAACACGAUAUUUCCCACUGAAACGAGCGAAUGCUACAUCUCAAGUCACCCUCGGCAGGACAUUCUUUCAGGAAGCCUACCUGAUUACCGACUAUGAAAGCUCAACAUUCUCGGUCAACCAAAUGAGCUGGAACCCCAAUGCUCAAGCAGACAUAAUCUCAAUCCUGCCAGCUUCUCUCACCUCCGCCUCCUCAUCCAGCACGCCCUCUCCUGCCCCCAAGAAGAAGAGCACCGUCCCAACCUCAACAAUAGUAGCAGCAACACUCUGCAGCGCAGCAUUCCUCACCAUCCUCAUCGCCUCCAUAAUCCUCAUCCGCCAACGCCAAAAGAAACUCGACAUCCUCGUCAAAACACCACCUACGCCCGCCGCAGCCUUCACAUUCGCCCACAACGUAACCCCAGCCGACUGCGCGCACUGCCGAACCCACACCCCGUCCCCGUUACCGUCCCCGGAGCAGCAGCCCAUGGAACUCCCCUCCGGCUCCCCAACCCAAAGCUCCAUGAGCUCCCUCCAAUCCUCCAUGGCAAACUCCAACCGCCGAUCCAGCACGCCCGUCCCCUCGGGCCUAGCCCUCGCCCCCGUAUCCCCCAUGUCGCCCGUCCCCACCUUUCCCAUGCCGCCCUCCUCGCCCGGCCCCGUCAUCCCGCCCCGCUACUCGAGCCUCGACCGCGUCGCCAGUCCGACGAGCUACUACUUCCCGCAGCAGAACAUCUACGAGCUCCCCGCGCGCGAAGAAGUCCUAGGCCGCGGCACGCCCGUGGAGAGCGUGUUGCAAGCUGCUCUCGACCAGGUCGUUUUAAAUCAUAAUCAACAACAGUAUAUCCCUUACCAAGCUCCCUCUCCCCGCACUACUACUCAGGUGGAAAGACGCAGGACUCUCCAUUCUCCAGUGUAUGGCGAAGACGAACAUCCACCGCCUCUCCGGAUACAGACUCAACACUCCGGUGGCUUUAACUCAACCCUAAACCGCCAAACACACAACUUCACCUUCGACAUCCACCCCCAACUGCGCACCGCUCGAGGAGCUCGAGGAAGUCGCGACCUGAUCGCCGAGCACGCGGAGCGGAUGCGGGAGUGGGAGGAUAUGCGGGGACCGCUUUCGCCGCCGCCGGAUCGGCCGUUGCCUGCGCUGCCGGGGGUGGGCGGGGAGAGAGAGAGGAGGAGGGAGGAGGUGGAGAGUCCUGGGAGCGGGACGUUGGAUUUGAUGGAGUAUAGUUGGUUGAGGCUUCAUUAG